UCUAAUAAAAUUUUGAUUUUGAUGGUGCAACAGAUUCUUGAAUGCUGGCAUCUUCGGCAAUGGCACGGAAUCGUCUCACAUGUUGCCUCACACAGCCACAAGAGCCGCUAUGCUGGUCAGAAUCAACACUCUUCUUCAAGGAUACUCCGGCAUCAGAUUUGAGAUCUUGGAAGCCAUGACCAAGUUCCUUAACCACAACAUAACUCCAUGCCUUCCUCUCAGGGGCACCAUCACUGCUUCAGGGGACCUCGUACCUCUGUCUUACGUUGCCGGCCUCUUGAUCGGCCGACCCAACUCCAAAUCCAUAGGUCCUGACGGUAAAGUCCUCUCUCCUAAAGAAGCCUUUCAAUUCGCAGGAAUCAGUGGAGGUUUCUUUGAACUGCAGCCCAAAGAGGGCUUGGCUCUUGUUAAUGGUACUGCCGUAGGAUCUGCUUUAGCCUCCAUGGUUCUUUUCGAGGCAAACAUUCUGGGUGUCCUGUCGGAAGUCUUGUCUGCAAUUUUCGCCGAGGUUAUGCAGGGCAAGCCAGAGUUUACUGACCACUUGACACAUAAAUUGAAACACCAUCCUGGCCAAAUUGAGGCCGCUGCUAUAAUGGAACACAUUUUAGAUGGAAGCUCUUAUGUUAAGGCAGCUCAGCAGCUCCAUGAGAUUGAUCCUCUUCAGAAGCCUAAACAAGACAGGUAUGCUCUGAGAACUUCUCCUCAGUGGCUUGGACCGCAGAUUGAAGUGAUCAGACAAGCGACAAAGAUGAUCGAGAGAGAGAUCAACUCUGUGAAUGACAAUCCAUUGAUUGAUGUUUCAAGGAGCAAGGCACUUCAUGGAGGAAACUUCCAGGGUACCCCAAUUGGCGUUUCAAUGGACAACACUCGCCUGGCCCUUGCUUCCAUUGGAAAGCUCAUGUUUGCCCAAUUCUCUGAGCUUGUCAAUGACUUUUACAACAAUGGGUUGCCUUCAAACCUCUCUGCUAGCCGACACCCGAGCUUGGAUUAUGGCUUCAAGGGAGCUGAAAUCGCCAUGGCUUCAUACUGUUCAGAGCUUCAAUUCCUUGCCAAUCCUGUCACAAACCAUGUUCAGAGCGCAGAGCAACACAACCAAGACGUGAACUCUUUAGGGCUAAUUUCCUCAAGAAAAACAGCUGAAGCUGUGGACAUACUGAAGCUCAUGUCCUCCACCUUCUUAAUUGCACUAUGCCAAGCCAUAGAUCUGAGGCAUUUGGAAGAGAACUUAAAGAGCACUGUGAAGAACACUGUGAACCAAGCGGCCAAGAAAGUCCUAACAAUGGGUGUCAAUGGAGAAUUACUCCCUUCAAGAUUCUGCGAAAAGGAUUUACUCACAGUGGUGGACCGUGAGCAUGUGUUUGCUUACAUUGAUGAUCCUUGCAGCGCAACAUACCCAUUAAUGCAGAAACUGAGACAAGUUCUGGUUGAUCAUGCACUGCAAAAUGGUGACAGAGAAAAGGACUCAAGCACCUCCAUUUUCUCGAAGAUUGCAGCUUUUGAGGAAGAACUCAGGAUCCAUUUGCCCGGAGAAGUAGAAAAUGCAAGAAUUGAGGUCGAGAAUGGAAAAUGUGCCAUCCCUAACAGGAUCAAAGAAUGCAGGUCUUAUCCACUGUACAGAUUUGUGAGAGAAGAACUUGGUACUGGUUUGCUAACAGGUGAGAAAGUGAGGUCACCUGGUGAAGAAUUUGACACGGUCUUCACCGCGAUGUGUGCAGGAAAGUUGAUUGAUCCUUUAUUGGAGUGCCUCAAGGAGUGGAAUGGGGCUCCUCUGCCAAUAUGUUAGGAUUAUGGUUUUAACCCAUAAAUUUUUCCUCAAAAAGUAUAUUUUUAUCAAUAUAAUAUUAUAGUUUCU
Messenger RNA from Neltuma alba, 1852 nucleotides. Its product is annotated as phenylalanine ammonia-lyase. Gene Ontology annotation, cellular component: cytoplasm. Bases 80 to 1783 code for a protein of 567 amino acids. The record is from RefSeq and is a predicted model, not a curated record. Gene Ontology annotation, biological process: L-phenylalanine catabolic process. The transcript has a single exon. Lineage: Eukaryota; Viridiplantae; Streptophyta; Magnoliopsida; Fabales; Fabaceae. Gene Ontology annotation, molecular function: ammonia-lyase activity.